ACGUCUGUCUAUUGUUUCGGCAUCAUUCGGCCACUAGUUAGUUGUUUUCACACACUUCACGUCAAAUCAUGUCAAAAUAAGGCGAGAAAGUAUUCAAUUUUCGUUUUCCGAGCCAGUGGUCGAGCAUUGCGAAAUUUUAGCCGGCAAAUUUUAUGUCAAAACAAAAUGAAAUAUUUAACUGUAAUUGUAUUUGUUGUAGUUGUCACAUUAGCACAGUUGACCCAUGCCAUAGAGAGACAGAAGCGUAGCUCACAGACAGUACAGGAUAUUAUUGAGAAAGCAACGCUGGGCAGACUCCUGGUACCCAUUAGCGAAACCGUGGUGAAAGCAACCAUCCCCAAAAUACCCAAACGUCGACCAUACCGGAAAUAUCGCAAAGAACUGAAAGCCUAUUUGAACGAUGUAAAGGAGUACAAAACCGUGCGCGGUGGCUGCUAUGCCAAAACAUUUGAUUUGCUUGAAAAAUUUGGAAAGAUUUUAGAAAAAUUCCAAGAAGACGACGCUCCCCAGGAAGCUCAAGAUAUCCAGAAUCUGAUACAACAAUCUGGUGGCAAUGACAUGUCGGCGCAUUGGUUGCGUUACAAAGCUCUGCAUUUUGGCAAUACCUACGACAAUAUGAGUGUUGAGGAUAUAAAAGAGUUGACGCCACAUUUACAGGAAAUAUGCUGAUAAUUCGGGUGUAGUGAUUAUGUGUAUGCGUGUGUAUGUGUGAGGUGGUAUUGUGUGUAUUUUUUAUUUAUGAAGUUGGAAUAAACGAAGUUUUUCUAAAAAAUAAACAUUUUAAUAUAAUUGAAACAAUUAGAGUUUUUUCA
Messenger RNA from Musca domestica (house fly), 812 nucleotides. RefSeq lists its product as uncharacterized. The coding region runs from base 166 to 669 and encodes 167 amino acids. The record is from RefSeq and is a predicted model, not a curated record. The transcript has 2 exons. Lineage: Eukaryota; Metazoa; Arthropoda; Insecta; Diptera; Muscidae.